AACAUACUGCUGCCAGCAAUCAUCAUCUCCACCACCCAAAGCAGUCAUAACAUCACCACGAUCAUCAUCAGUGUCGUCAUCUUCAUCAUUAUACUCGUCAUCAUCAUCAUCAUCCUCCUCCUCAUCAACAAGGAGCGAAUCCAGCGGCCAGCACCUUCAGUAAGCUGUCAGUGGAUGCGCGCUGUAGAUGAAGCAUGGCAGGGGACGACGAAACAAAGCCGGAUGACCAAACCGCAAAUGAUCAGAACAAUCGGCAACCUUUUCUAAUCGGUGUCGCUGGAGGAACUGCCAGUGGCAAGUCGUCGGUGUGCAGUAAGAUCAUGGAGCUUCUUGGGCAGAACAAGAUCGACCACCACCAUAGGCAGGUGGUGAUCCUCAGCCUGGACAGCUUCUACAGGGUGCUCUCCCCUGAGCAGAAAGCCAGAGCUCUGAAGGGACAGUUCAACUUCGACCAUCCAGAUGCGUUCGAUAAUGACCUCAUCAUCUCCACCUUGUGGGACAUCUUGGAGGGCAAAAUAGUGCAGCUUCCAGUGUACGACUUUGUCAUCCAUUCCAGGAAAGAGGAGACUGUGACGGUGUACCCAGCAGAUGUGGUGCUUUGUGAGGGCAUUCUAAUGUUCUAUGCUCAGGAGAUCCGGGACAUGUUCCAAAUGAAGCUGUUCGUCGACACAGACGCCGAUACCAGACUGUCACGCCGAGUGCUUCGGGAUAUCUGUGAACGAGGACGGGACUUGGAGAGCGUACUCAGCCAGUACAUCAUGUUCGUCAAACCUGCUUUUGAGGAGUUCUGCCUACCGACCAAGAAAUACGCUGACGUCAUCAUACCCAGAGGCGCAGACAACCUCGUUGCCAUAAACCUAAUAGUUCAACACAUCCAGGACAUCCUCAAUGGGGGUUUAAACAAGAAGAACAAUGGCUGCCUGGAGGACUAUGAAUUGACUCAGAACCUGCAAAACACUGAGCCCAGCAGUCGCCCCCAUUGACCACAAUGCAUUCUUCGACAGGAAGGGCUUGAUGCAAAAUAAAGAACCUCUUUUGCUAUGGUCCCUUUCUUGCCUGACUAAGGACGAUGAAAAAGGGAACACGCGUCUUAUUUUGAUAUUAUUUUCUGAACUACCUUAUGUGACUGCCUUGAAUGGUUGAGCCGAGACAUAAAAUAGUCUUGGUCUAAGACUGGGCUCAACCACUUUAUAGUAAUAGUCUUGCUCUCAAAGCGUAACAAGUGUUGGCCAGUGAUCCUAAAAUUUCUAAGGAAAACGCAAUGUAGUUUAGUGCUGUCUGAAUUUCAGGGCUUUAUGAGAUGAAGAUCUGCAAAUAAUUAUCAAUGCAAGCUUACUAAGCACAGGACAGCUCUUAAAUGUUUUGAAAUUCAGUUGUGUCUAUUUGUUAUUUAACAUCCUACAAAGAAUUCACACUUCAAAUGCAUCAUGUUUAGUAUCAUGAUAAAACACCAAAGAAAAAACAUGAAUCACCAAUUUUGUCAUGAAUUUAAAUACUUUGAUUAACAUUAUUUAUGGUGAUA
Gadus chalcogrammus (walleye pollock) is the source of this 1522-nucleotide messenger RNA. It is a transcript of the gene uck2a, whose product is annotated as uridine-cytidine kinase 2a. Gene Ontology annotation, molecular function: kinase activity; ATP binding. Lineage: Eukaryota; Metazoa; Chordata; Actinopteri; Gadiformes; Gadidae. The record is from RefSeq and is a predicted model, not a curated record. Bases 195 to 983 code for a protein of 262 amino acids. The transcript has 7 exons. Gene Ontology annotation, cellular component: cytosol; cytoplasm.